This is a messenger RNA of Gadus chalcogrammus (walleye pollock), 2222 nucleotides long. RefSeq names its product mediator complex subunit 22 (gene med22). Gene Ontology annotation, biological process: regulation of transcription by RNA polymerase II. Gene Ontology annotation, cellular component: mediator complex. The record is from RefSeq and is a predicted model, not a curated record. The transcript is spliced from 4 exons. NCBI's taxonomy places the organism in Eukaryota, Metazoa, Chordata, Actinopteri, Gadiformes, Gadidae. The coding region runs from base 413 to 835 and encodes 140 amino acids. Gene Ontology annotation, molecular function: transcription coregulator activity.
CACUAUGAACAUUGUAUUAUAAGUAUAAAGCUAUGCAUUUUAGGUCAAGUAAGAGGCAUAAUGAACAGGAUCCAGGUGUCAUUGUGUACCUCCAUUGUAAUAUGUUGAAUAUGUUCACGUGUGUGGCAGAAUAUAUAAAAGAAUAGAUAGUUAGAUAAAAUAUAAAUUCUUAUUAAUAAAUAUUUAGAAUUACUAGACUCAGCAUAUCUCUGACAGAGGCAGAACCAAAACGGGCCUGGUCUGCGUUUCAACCCGGACACUUGAAUCCGCCGAACACCGGAUAAAGCGUAGUAGUAUUAAAAACAUUCCUACAUUGUAUACAUUCGUUUUUGCAUAUCUUGAAGUCACUUUAUGAUUUACCCUAUGAAUUUGAAGUUCUAGGCAACGUUCGCAGUGGUGCAUUCAAAAAAAGAUGACUACUCCGAGAGCCCUCCCCCAGAGCAAGGAGACGCUUCUUCAGAACUACAACAAGAGGCUGAAGGAUGACGUCCGGUCCAUCGUGGACAACUUCUCUGAAAUUAUCAAAACGGCCAAGAUAGAAGAUGAGACUCAAGUUUCGCGAGCAACACAAGGAGAGCAAGACCAUUAUGAAAUGCAUGUCAGGGCAGCCAACAUUGUGCGAGCGGGAGAGUCCCUGAUGAAGCUAGUCUCGGACCUGAAGCAGUUCCUCAUCCUGAACGACUUCCCUUCAGUCAACGACGCCAUCACCCUGCAGAACCAGCAGCUCCGCUCGCUGCAGGACGAGUGUGACAAGAAGCUCACGUCCCUCCGCGACGAGAUCGCUGUCGACCUCUAUGAGCUAGAGGAAGAAUAUUACUCCUCCAGGUACAAAUAAGACUACCCGCUGCAUUGUAGUCCCAUGCCUAGAGCCAUGUCAUCCCACUUCCUUUGACCAUUCACCGCUGAGCCUUUUGAAAAGUUGAGCCCAAAUCUCCACUGGAGCACGGUGUUGUCUCUGCCUCUUGGCCGAUGAAUGAGUGACUGGUUCAGGGUCUGGUCAGUCACAUGAGACCUCAUGAAACUCAUCUCAAUUAGGUCUACCAUACACCGUCAACUGUCACUGAAAUAAGUGCCUUUUAUUUUUGUUAAAUGUCUUGUUUUUUUUUGUGUGUCAUAGUAACUGUAGCUGGUAAAGUAGAGUGUUGAAAGUAAUUAUUAAAGGUGUGGCUACCAGUAGCCCCCUGCAGUAUAUCAAUCAAUUUGAAUGUCACUACAGCAACUUUGACGUGCAUAAGAUUAAAUCAAAAAUUUCUUUACACACUGUUCAAGCAAGGUGAGGUUAAAAUAGCACAGCUUGGUGGGUCUCUAAUUGUAUUGUCUAGGAUGCAUUUUUGAGACAGUCCUCCACACCCACAUUUCAUGGAAUGCAAACAAUGUUACCCCGUAUAUCCAUGUGACUAUAAUCGCUGAAUAGAUGCAUGAAUGUUUUCGGCUUUUAUUUUGCUCUACAGGGAAAUGGAUUUCUAACACCUUCUGAACCAAAACAAUAUUUUCAAUAAUAUUUGACCUACUGCUCUUUAAAGAGGGCCUUUUAGACAACGUACCAUGGCACCAUAUGUAGAGUUUGAGUUAGGUAGCUAUAGAUUGCUUGCUCAGAGCUGAUUUUAUUCAUUUGAGAUCAAGUUAAAAAAAUUGCAUGUACCCAUGUUUACUUUUUUCAGAGGCCUAGAGACUUGGGCUUCUGUAAAAGGUUGUUUGUUUCUUGUAGAUUCCGUCCUUAUCAGUGGAGUCAAAGCUGUAUCUAUGCAAGGCAUGUCCAUCCAAUAUGGUUGAAUGUUUUUGGGGUCAUUUCUUUUCCUAGAGCCUAAGCAUUUGAGAAAUAAAGUAGACAAAACGUUCUCAGUAGUACGUCUAAUUUCUAUUCUCUGAAAGACACAGAACCGUUUACUGUCUCACUAGCUCCCCAACUGCUCUGACCCUCCCCUCCUGCCAUUCAGUUGCUUUCCUUAAUCACUCCUCACCUUGUAUAGCUGUACUGCAGAGUUUCUACAGCAACAACAUUUCCAUUGCUCUGUUUUUUUAAGGGGGUACAUGUUUUCUUAUCUGCUACUUCUCAGCUUUUCUACGGCAAUCCCCAUUUUGUUUAACUUAACCUUUGCAGUGCUUAUGCAGCCCUUGCUUUGUCUUCAUACAUUCGUGCCUGUAAGUCGAUGUGCUUCCUCUGCUGCCUGGGCACACUUGUCUGCUUUACUUUCUGUGCUGCGCUGAUUCUGCUUCCUAUU